Lycium ferocissimum is the source of this 684-nucleotide messenger RNA. Its product is annotated as hemoglobin-2-like. The transcript has a single exon. Bases 48 to 506 code for a protein of 152 amino acids. Gene Ontology annotation, molecular function: heme binding; oxygen binding. Lineage: Eukaryota; Viridiplantae; Streptophyta; Magnoliopsida; Solanales; Solanaceae. The record is from RefSeq and is a predicted model, not a curated record.
AGUUCUCAUAUAUACUUCCUUUUUAUUCUAAAGUUUAGUCGUAAGUCAUGAGUAGCUUUACAGAAGAACAAGAAGCUUUGGUAGUCAAGUCAUGGGACUCAAUGAAGAAGAAUGCUGGUGAAUGGGGUCUCAAAUUCUUUCUCAAGAUAUUUGAGAUUGCACCAUCGGCUAAAAAGCUUUUCUCAUUCCUCAAAGAUUCAAAUGUGCCUUUGGAACAGAAUCCUAAACUCAAGAUCCAUGCUAAAUCUGUCCUCGUCAUGACUUGUGAAGCUGCAGUUCAACUUAGAAAAGCAGGAAAGGUUGUGUUGAGGGAUUCAACUCUCAAAAAAAUAGGUGCUACACACUUGAAAUAUGGUGUGGUUGAUGAACACUUUGAGGUAACCAAGUAUGCCUUGUUGGAAACAAUCAAAGAAGCAAUUCCAGAAAUGUGGAGUGUUGAUAUGAAGAAUGCAUGGGGAGAAGCUUAUGAUCAAUUGGUUAGCGCCAUCAAGACCGAGAUGAAGUAGCCUAAUUCCUCUUGCAAUGCUUGCAGCAAGUUUAAUAUAAAUCUUAUUCUCUUGUAUUAAUUUCCUUCUUUCAGUUUUCUUCAAACCUUUAUAAUAACAAUUCGUGUGUUGUGUCUUAAAAAGAAUCACAAUAAUUAAUACUCUUGACAUUAAUUUUACUAAGUAUACAGUUUUAAUA